Messenger RNA from Saccostrea echinata, 1942 nucleotides. RefSeq lists its product as uncharacterized. The transcript is spliced from 4 exons. NCBI's taxonomy places the organism in Eukaryota, Metazoa, Mollusca, Bivalvia, Ostreida, Ostreidae. The coding region runs from base 90 to 965 and encodes 291 amino acids. The record is from RefSeq and is a predicted model, not a curated record.
CUUUUUUCUCGUAUUAUAUCUACAUGAAUCAGGGAAUUUGUAUGAUGUAUGAUACACUCUAGUGAUUAGAGCGAUAUUCAAAUGUAGCCAUGACAGAUACAACAAAAAUUACUGCCAGGAACACGUCAGUAACUGCAGAAAAUGCCACCACCAUUGACCUGGUUACCACCACCACAGAGAAAACCACUCUGCUACAAACCACAAUGGAGAUGGCGCCUCCAGUAAACUCAUCUGAAAGUGGAGGAUCAGAUGUUGGUAUGGUAGUCGGAGUUGUCAUCGGGAGCUUGGUGUUUGUUAUUUUCGCUUUACUGACAGCUCUUUUCCUGAGAGGACGAUAUUUGAAGAAAAAGAAUAAGCCACCCCCUAACCCACUCCCUAACCCUGAAGACAUUGACAAGAUAGCUUUAGAAGCCAGUAAAAAGAGCAAGAAAAAGAAGAAAAAGGAGAGACAUAAUUAUGAGAAGGACCCCACUUCAACAGUUUCUAUUGAACCUGAGGCACCCUCCUGUCCGGCCUUCAUGGCCCCCGAUCCUCCCUCCACAUCUUCUGUGGAUUAUGAAAAUGCUCCUUCUAAAAGAAAACAGUUAAAGAGUGAAACAGAGCUAGCUCCUCCACCUAGUCAUAACACUAAGGAGCCUGGGUAUGUAAAUACACCUCGAAAAGGGACUACAACUCAAAAAGUGGAGCUUACAGAGGACUUCUAUGUGGCCCCUAAGGCAAACACAACUAAAUUAUAUUCGACUGGGGAAGGAUCUGAGUAUUAUAUUUGUGAUGAAGGGAAGAACACCCCAAACUCUAAAGUCUGGAAAUCCCCUCCCCGAAAUCCCCUAGAAGAUAGUGUAACAUCAACUUGUUCAGCCAUUGAUUAUGUGAACAUGUUUGGAAAAAAUAAAUAUCUUGAACUUGUACCAGAAAGUAAACCAGUUGAGGAACCACAAGAUUUUUAUGAACCAGUGGAUUCCUAGGAAUAUUUUACAGAUUAAUGGAUGAGCCGGUGAAAUCUUAAGGAUCUAGAAGUGAUAUGAAAUAAUCUGGAUUCAUAAGUAAAGUUGAUGAACUUAAUAUUUCAUUUGGUAAAGCAGAUGAUCAAAUAAAUACCGGUACUUGGAUAUAGUGGGUUAAAUGGUAUUUGGAUGAGCUAAGAAACUCCUAGAGUGUAGAUUCAUACCAUAAAAUGGUUGAAGCAGUGAAUAUUCAUUGGAUGUAAUAGGCUUAGGUGAAAUGAUGAAUUUUAUGAUGUGUGCAGUAAAUGAGGUGAUGCUUUCUUUUCAUGUAAUGAGCCAUCGACCAUUAGUCAGUUUUUGGGUGUUUGGUAUUGUAGUUUAAUUAACAUUAAUAUGUUAUUUAAACCUUGUUGAUGGGAUGUAAAUUUUAGAAAAAAAACUGAAUUCACAAAUGGAAAUGUCACUUUGAAUAUACAAGGCAUUUGUUUAAUUACCAUUAAAUUACUAACAGAUUUCAAAUGGCAAAUUUUGCAAUAAAGAAAUUGCUUCCUGGUGUGACACUGUGAAAAUGAACAUUUUUUUUUUGCACCUUUCACUGUCUUUGGAAGUCCAGAUAACCAUCAAAUAAAACAUUGAAACUUUUAAAGGCCAUAAAUUAUUACUUUAAAUACCCAACCAUAGCAAAGAAUUCAAAAUUUUAUUUUUCCCCAGGUGUUAAAAUUUUUUGAAAUUAUAUUUGAUUAUACUUGUCAAGAAUCUUACAAGUAGUCAUAUUAUUAUGCAUAAUCAUUUGUGAGUAAAAAAAAAAUACAUCUUAGCUAUCUACGUAGUAAUAUUAUGUUUUUUUUUAAUUUGUUAUAGUUGUUGAUUAACAGUUAAUGUGUUUAUGAAGGACGCUUAAAUGAGAGGUGAAAGUCUAACAACAUUAGUGGAAAAAUAUACAAGUGGUUAAUAAUAAUAUGUCAAAUCCAGAAUUAGCAUUAAAUCAACAUUCAUAA